Messenger RNA from Xyrichtys novacula (pearly razorfish), 2538 nucleotides. The record is from the annotation of a GenBank genome assembly. Lineage: Eukaryota; Metazoa; Chordata; Actinopteri; Labriformes; Labridae.
AUGAACUCUCAGCUAAACCGUUCAAACAGACUGUGGGCGCCACAGCCUGAGGAGACAACAACAAAGGAGAUUGAGAGGAUCUCCUCUGCUUCAACUAUCGCGGAUCUUCCAGAUAUCUCCAUUGUUUCAGACGUGAUGGAGUCUGAGGAGGUGGACGAGGAGAGCAUGACUGAUCCUUGCUUCUUAAGUGCCUCCAAAGCUCUUUCUUCUUACAAUGAUCUUUGGUCCAAAGUUGAGGAGCUUAGGAUUUUGCUUUCUGAAGAGAAGAGGCAAAAGGAGGAUCUAAGUUUCACAGCUUUGAACAUGGAGGCCAAGCUUUCAAACAUUCAAGAAGAGAACGAGUAUCUGGAGCAGACCAUUACAGCCCUCCGCUAUGAAGUUGUCGCGGUUAAGAACAAGGCAGACGCGGAUAAAUAUAAAUACUUUGAAAUGCAGUGUGACUAUCAAGAAAUGAGGGAAACACUGCAGUCCCAGCUGGAUAGAGUUACAAAUGUGAACAAAGAGCUGGUCACUUCAUUAGAAACCAUAAAGAAGAGAGAGGCUCUCUGCAUCGAAUUCAAAGAUGACCUCGUGAAGCGCUUGGAGAAUAAGAUAGAGGAGGUCGAGAAGUUGAACAAUGAGAACACCGAACUUUGUAUGAAUAACUGCAGGAUGGAGACUGUUUUCUUAAAGGAAAAGGAGGCCGUACGGGAGAAAAGUGAAGCUCUGUGGCAGGAAACUGAGGAGCUGAGGAAAAGCUUCCAGGUAGAAAAGGAGGAGUAUACAGAGAAGCUUUCCAAAGCUGCCCAGAGGGAGGAAUCCCUCCUCCAAGAGCUAGAAGAAGUAAAGGAGGCAAAUUCUGUCCUUCAGUCCUUUAUGAAAGAGCAAGAAGAGAAGAAAGGUGAUGAAGACAGCAACCUCCAGAGCAUGGUCCAAACAGAAGGAGAGCAGGCUCUGGAGAGUGGUACGAAUCCCUGCAAGGAAGAAGAGGGGGCUUCUCGGCAAGAAACUGAAUCCCUCAAACAUGAAAUUGAGGAGAUGAAGAAAAUGCUCGACCAGCAGGAAGAGAUGCUUUUGGAAGCCGCUGAGAGGGAAAGGGCCCUCCAAAAGAAAGUUCAGGAGGUGCAGGAAGCCCUCCAAACUGAAAAGAACGUGUAUUCUCUUCAAGUGUCUGACAUGAAGGAUGCACUUUCUCAAGAGAAGAGGAAUAAGACGGCCUUGGAGGAGAGCAAUGAAACCCUCAAGCAAGAGAACGAGAAGCUUCAGAAUCUGCUGGAUGAGGAGAAGAGCAGGAAGGUAGAGAUGCUUCUGGAAGCUUCUGAGAGGGAAAGGGCCCUCCAAAAGAAGGUUCAGGAGGUGCAGGAAGCCCUCCAAACUGAAAAGGAGGAUUUUUGUCUUAAAAUGUCUGAGCUGAAGGAUGCACUUUCUCAAGAGAAGAGGAAUAAGACGGCCUUGGAGGAGAGCAAUGAAACCCUCAAGCAAGAGAACGAGAAGCUUCAGAAACAGCUGGAUGAGGAGAAGGGAAGGAAUGAAGAGAAACUUCUGGAAGCUUCUGAGAGGGAGAAAGCCCUCCAAAAGAAAGUUCAGGAGGUGCAGGAAACUCUCGAAACUGAAAAGAACGUGUAUUCUCUUCAAGUGUCUGAGCUGAAGGAUGCACUUUCUCAAGAGAAGAGGAAUAAGACGGCCUUGGAGGAGAGCAAAGAAACCCUCAAACUAGAGAAGGAGAAGCUUCAGAAUCUGCUGGAUAAGGAGAAAUGCAGGAAUGAAGAGAUGCUUCUGGAAGCUUCUGAGAGGGAGAAAGCCCUCCGAAAGAAAGUUCAGGAGGUGCAGGAAACCCUCCAAACUGAAAUGUCUGAGCUGAAGGAUGCACUUUCUCAAGAGAGGAGGAAUAAGACGGCCUUGGAGGAGAGCAAUAAAACCCUCAACCAAGAGAAGGAGAAGCUUCAGAAUCUGCUGUAUGAGGAGAAGAGCAGGAAGGUAGAGAUGCAACUGGAAGCUUCUGAGAGGGAAAGGGCCCUCCAAAAGAAAGUUCAGGAGGAGCAGGAAACUUUGUGGCUCAAAGUGUCUGAUCUGAAGGAUGAACUUCUCAACAUGUGGAAGAAUAAGUCGGCCUUGGAGGAGAGCAAUAAAACCCUCAAGCAAGAGAACGAGAAGCUUCAGAAACUGCUGGAUGAGGAGAAGAGCAGGAAGGAAGAGAUGCUUCUGGAAGCUUCUGAGAGGGAGAAAGCCCUUCGCCAAGAUCUGGAAGAAGUCAAAGAGAAGACGAAGGAGGCUAAGGAGAGGGAGGUGGCGAUGGAAAAGCUCAAAAGAGAAAUACAUUGUCUUGAGAUCACACUUAAACUAGAAAAACAGCAGACAGAAGGGUUUUGUACCAAAACCCUGAAGCUGAGGAGUGAACUCGCCAAGAAGAAGGAAGAGAAGGAGAUAUUGGUACAAAACAUCGAAGCCCUCAGAGGAGAAAUAGAAAUACUUCUCCCAAGACUGGCAAAGGCAGAACAAGGGAUUUUCUCCAGGAUGUGGGAGCUGCUCACAGUUCUUUUCAACUCUACCGCUGUUUAA